Molecule: messenger RNA, 1335 nt
Organism: Exophiala dermatitidis NIH/UT8656
Lineage: Eukaryota; Fungi; Ascomycota; Eurotiomycetes; Chaetothyriales; Herpotrichiellaceae
Exons: 1
Coding region: 1-1335 (444 amino acids)
Biological process (GO): peroxisome organization
Cellular component (GO): peroxisomal membrane
Source: RefSeq, a predicted model, not a curated record
AUGGCCUCAUCGGGCCUGCGCCGGACAGUUCACGCGACCAUGAGUGGUCUCUCUACUGUGUCUGCCGAUCUGGCCAGAGCAGCCAUCAACCUCCCAUCAUCGUAUUCUGACUAUGUCGCGUCCAACACUUCCUCAGUCUCGAGUGUCGAAACGAGCCUGCGGUCCCUGACCUACCUUCUCCCUGGCACAAAGUACCAUGACUCUGAACUGGCGUCUGAAGCAGUGCAUACUUCUGUGCAGUUGUUGUCCAUCUACCACGACCACCUACUGAGGAAUCGCGCCGCCCUUGCCGCCUUGUCGCCCACUGCUAUCAAGGCAGGCAAUGGAAAAGGCCAGAGGCCAAAACUCUCGCUGCAUGCACGGUAUACAAUGUUCUGGUCAUCGACUUUUCCACUAUACACCAAGAUUGCGACAUUAUUGAAGAUCGCACAGUAUACCGAAUUGCUUUGGGAAAUGAUUGCACGGCGCAGGGGCGGGGAAAGAACGAGAUGGCGGGUAGUGGUCCUGCUCGAGACCUUCAAGGCUGUUUGUCGACUCUUAUUGAUGCGCCUCACCGGUUCACGACCGCUCGUCAGCCCACCAAUGCCAUUGAGAGAGGACUUUGCACCAGUGGGCUCGGAAGACGAGGAGGAAAUGUCAGAAGAAGAGCUCAAGGUGACCCAAGAUGGAGAUUCAUUCGAUGUCAAAGGUGUCUUGGGCAAUGCCGGCGUUCUGACGCCACCGCUGUCGGACGCUGGCAAGCCCACUUCUUCCUUGUCCACUACCGAGCCCUACACCAUGCCGCGUACAGGCUUCACUCUCCCAAGCUUGCCAACACCAGACGCCGUGUCGUCGUAUCUGCUCCGACAUGUCCUCACGGCUGAUGAUGUCAAACCAGCCAAGGAGCUGCUCCAUAAACUGGCCACCCUCCGGGGUCAGGCUGCCGAAGUCAUGUACAUUCUUCGACCUGUUGUGUAUGCACUGUUGAUGCAGAGGGUGGCUCGCACCUACGGAUAUGAAGGGUCAAAGUGGAAGCGGCAGUGGACACCGUGGUUGAUGGGCAUCACCAUUGAGUACCUGGCACGACAACUUGCCAAGCAGGACCUGGUGUCACGCGUGCCGGGAGGCUCCAGGACUGGACUGUCGGCCCUGGAACGAGAGGAACUUCGGAAAAGGGGAUGGCAACUCGCUUGGUGGGGCAUGCGAGGUGCCUUUUAUGAGAAUAUCACCAAGAAGUGGGUGCACGGGGUAGCCGCCGCGUUGAAAGGCAAGCCCAUUCUUGACUUGGUCGCCGGUGUCGUUGACGAGUACGAGUUCCUCUGGAGCAAUUACUACUUCAGCACGUCGACAUUGUGA